This is a messenger RNA of Beta vulgaris subsp. vulgaris (sugar beet), 3510 nucleotides long. RefSeq names its product ubiquitin C-terminal hydrolase 15. Lineage: Eukaryota; Viridiplantae; Streptophyta; Magnoliopsida; Caryophyllales; Amaranthaceae. Gene Ontology annotation, molecular function: cysteine-type deubiquitinase activity; cysteine-type endopeptidase activity. The record is from RefSeq and is a predicted model, not a curated record. The transcript has 14 exons. Gene Ontology annotation, cellular component: cytosol; nucleus. Bases 515 to 3334 code for a protein of 939 amino acids. Gene Ontology annotation, biological process: protein deubiquitination.
GAAGAAAAAAAUAACAAAUUUGUCAAGAGUGUGAAGAGAAAGAAAGAACAAGUGAAAAACCUCUCACAGAGUCACAGGCACAGCAGCCAGCACAUACUGUUCACUUGGAUGAGAGAGAAAGUGAAAGGACACAAGGUUUGUUACCGUCAGCGGAAUCAAAGUAUCUCUUCAAUUUGAGGAAACGCCGCAGAAAUAAUAAUAUACACCUUCACGAUAGUUUUCAUAGUUAUUGCAUUAAGGAUACGGACUGCAUUUACGUGCAGCUAGCGUGGGGUUUGGUUGCCAGACAUAUUGUGUCUGUCUACUUGUUGUAGAAAAGCGAUUUGAGGUUGGUAUACUUUUAGUAGAUUAAGAAAAUUGGGGGAGAAGGGAUUGCAAGCGUUGUGUCUCAUGGUUUCUAUCUAAGUCCUUUUGGGUGAGAGACGAUGUGAAUUUGUUGGACUUGCAAAGUUCAGAGAGCAGCUGUAGUUAAGCAGUUGGAAAUAGAAUUGGAUAUGAGUAUGCUGAAGGGAACAUGCUUCAGCCAAGGCAAGCUGAUUUACCUGCCCUGUUUCUGGUCCUGGUUGUGCUACCUGUGGUUUUGUACAUCUUACUUGGCAAAUGGAGUGAGGCUUCAAAUAAAAAAGAGAGGAUAAAUUUAAUUGUUGAAGAGGCAUUUGUGGAUUCGUUCAGACCAGAAGCAAUGGCAGCUGCCAGUGUUAUACCUCCUGCUGCACCUACUGCAAUUGCUGCUUUUCGGGAGUGCGCUAGAUGCCGUGGCCCAGCAACCACACGUUGCUCUAGAUGCAAGUCUGUGAGAUACUGUUCUGGGAGGUGUCAGAUAAUUCACUGGAGGCAAGGUCACAAAGAACAGUGCCAGCCAAUUGAUGAUAUUUACUCAUCUUUUGAACCUGCUUCAAUAGAAGAAGAUGAUAUUGGGAGAGAAUUUUGUCACAAAGGUGCAUAUCAUCAGUUGAAUGGCUGUCCAUCACAGCUCCCUGAUGCCAAUUCUACUGGUGAUUCCCCUGCUGAUACUUCAGCUUCUUUGGGUGCUUGUCAGAUGUCAAUUCGAGAAAGGACAACCUCAGAAAAGCGAGUUUCACGUAAAUCUUCUAAGAAAAUGUUGGAUAGCAAAGAUAGAGCAGCACCUAAUCUCACUGAUGUCUACUUGAGGAGUAUCCCAGAUCCUUCAAAAGAGGACUGUACUAGGCAUAAGUUAAGAGGUAGGGACUCUACAAAGUCAGAGGAAGGUUUUUCAGAAAUUCCUGCCACCAAUGGUUCUGCGACAUGUGAUAUAUAUACCGAUCGGAGAGCUGCAUCGCAGCAAAGUUCCGGAAUCAAUAGUCAAACAAGAGAAUCAUUCUCUUCUGUUGAAAGGGGCAUGAACACGAACAAAGUGGCUUCAGGCUACACCUUACCAAUCAGAGAAGUAAGCAACUCUAGCGAAGAAGUUUCCAAUCGGAGUGUUUUCUCUCAUAUGGUCCCAAAAAGCGAGAACAUUAGACCAAAAAGUGCAGUAGACUCUGAAUGCUUCAAAUUGUCUGAAUCUGCAAAAUCAAUGACUAGAGCAGCAAGAGAACAAACGCACUUGGACAAAGUGAGGAAGAGACAUGGAUUUGGUACAUCAGUUCCAGGAAUGUGCAAUGUCACCUCGGUAUAUGAACCCAAUAGUAUCACAAGCAUUGGACCAAUGAAGGCUGUUGGUCUAAAGAAGUUAUCAAAGAUAUCCAGAAAGGCUACCUCAGAAAUAGAUACUGGUGACUGCCAUGAAAUGAAGGUGCUAUUCCCUUUCAAAGAGUUCACAAGGCUCUUUGAACUUGAGGUCUUUGGCUUGGUGCCUAGAGGCCUUCUAAAUUGUGGAAAUAGCUGCUAUGCAAAUGCCGUGCUGCAGUGUUUAACCUGCACAAAACCUCUUGUCGUCUACCUGCUGAGCCGAACACAUUCAAGAACCUGCUCCCUUAAUAAUUGGUGCCUAAUGUGUGAGCUUGAGCAACAUGUACAUAUGUUAAGAGAUGCUGAAGGGCCUUUGUCUCCCAGCAGAAUUUUAAGUCACAUACGGAGUAUAAAUUGCCAGAUAGGUGAUGGAAGUCAGGAAGACGCACAUGAAUUUUUGAGGCUUCUAGUUGCAUCAAUGCAGUCAAUAUGUCUAGAGGAAGUGGGUGGUGAGAACCAGGUUCAUCCCAUUUUGCAGGAAACGACAUUUGUUCAGCAAACAUUUGGUGGGAGCCUUAGAUCAAUGGUUGUAUGUUUGAGAUGCCGCCAUGAAUCAGAACGAUAUGAGAACAUUAUGGAUCUGACAUUGGAGAUCUUUGGGUGGGUUGAAUCACUGGAAGAUGCACUCACUCAGUUUACUACUCCUGAAGAUCUGGAUGGAGAAAACAUGUACAGAUGUGGAAGGUGCGCUUCUUAUGUUCGGGCCAGAAAGCAGUUGAGCAUAGAUGAGGCUCCAAACAUUCUUACAAUUGUUUUGAAGAGGUUUCAGGAAGGGAACUAUGGCAAGAUAAACAAAUGCAUUACAUUUCCAGAGAUGUUGGAUAUGGUCCCAUUUAUGACAGGGACAAACGACAGCCCUCCGCUUUACAUGCUCUAUGGUGUGGUUGUGCACGUGGAUACACUAAAUGCAUCUUUCUCUGGACAUUAUGUAUCUUAUGUGAAGGAUCUGCAGGGAAAUUGGUUCAGAAUAGAUGAUACAGUGGUCCAGCCAGUGCUCAUGAGCCAAGUGAUGUCGGAAGGAGCAUAUAUCUUGUUCUACAUGAGGUCUUUUCCUCGACCACCACGAGCUUAUAUAAAGAAUGCUAGAAAGCAGCAAGGUGUCAAGUCUUCACGGCCCUGUAUGUCUAAAACUCGUAAUAUUUCAAAUAUAGGACUAGAUAUUCACAGAGCCAACAGUAGAUCCAAUCAGGCCAUCAAAACUUAUGCAGAUCCAGAGUUUAUGGAAUUUUCUGAUGCCACAACCAGUGAUUGGUCCCUUUUUACUAGUUCAGAUGAAGCAUCUUUUACUAGUGAAAGUACACGAGAUUCAUUCAGUACUGAUAAUGGUAUUGUUGAUCCAUUAUCCUCAAUGCUCGGUAUCCAUUCUACUCGUGACCGCCCCUCUCAAAGAAUGGUUUCAUGUAGAAUGUUUUCAGGCAGCAAGCCGGUGACAAUAUACGUUUCUGAGCAGAAGGGGUAUGUUUUAGAUUCAGACCAUGCAGUGUAUCCUGUCAAUAAUAUGGAAGUAGGGGAAAAUAUGAGGCAGGUUAGUCUUCCUUUUAAUGAAGCUUUCCUGCCUGACAGUGAGUACCAAAGUUUUGUAAAUUAUGAGAGUACCGCCAGUGAUAGUUUUUAUCAAACUUUUACUAAUGUUAAGCUCUGAUAAUGUGAUUUUACAUUUACCAGCAGAUAGCUGUUAGCCUGCUAAGAACCGUGCCCCAAUUUUUUUUUCCCAUUUCAAUAUACUUGUUGAAUGGGGGCAACUGUCAAUAUUGUAGCUCUAUAAAUAUUUGGCUCACUAUCUCAGUUACUGACAGAAAUGUCAAUUGUUGAAUGUUA